Coniophora puteana RWD-64-598 SS2 is the source of this 2810-nucleotide messenger RNA. Its product is annotated as phenylalanine ammonia-lyase. Lineage: Eukaryota; Fungi; Basidiomycota; Agaricomycetes; Boletales; Coniophoraceae. Gene Ontology annotation, molecular function: ammonia-lyase activity. The coding region runs from base 35 to 2491 and encodes 818 amino acids. Gene Ontology annotation, biological process: L-phenylalanine catabolic process. The transcript has 4 exons. The record is from RefSeq and is a predicted model, not a curated record. Gene Ontology annotation, cellular component: cytoplasm.
GCCCUCUACAUCCUCACCUUCUACUUCAUCCACCAUGACCAUCUCGCUCAAGCAACAGCGUAUCGCCACCGAGGUCUCCACCUCUUCUACUCCCUCUGUCGUCGACGCAUACAUCCAGGACGUGCGCGAGUCGCAACUAUAUGCCAAUGGCAAGCCCGUUGUGCUUAAUGGCCAGUCCCUCACCCUCCCCGCCCUCGCCUACGCCGCUCGCCGUCCUCGGACGCGCAUCGCUCUCUCUGCCGAUCCCUCUGUACGCUCAGGCGUAGAGGCCUCCCGGGCAGUCAUCCAGUCCAAGGUUGACCGCAACGUCUCCGUCUACGGUGUCACUACUGGCUUCGGUGGCUCAGCCGACACACGUACCGACGACGCUAUCGCUCUCGGUGCAGCCCUCCUCCAGCACCAGCACGGUGGUGUCAUCCUGCCCAACUGGCGUGAUUCCUGUUCGGAAGACUCCUCGAGCGAGGACGCCGACGAAUCAGAUGAACCCCUACCGCUCAACGACCCCGUAUCCGGAACCACCAUGCCCGAGUCAUGGGUCCGGGGUGCUGUCCUCGUCCGCAUGAACUCGCUCAUCCGUGGCCACUCUGGUGUGCGGUGGGCACUCAUCGAGAAGAUGGGCCAGCUACUGAUUCACAACAUCACCCCUGUCGUCCCUCUUCGCGGAAGUAUUUCGGCCAGCGGAGAUCUUUCGUCCCUUUCGUACAUCGCCGGCACGCUUAUCGGAAACCCCGGCAUCCGUGUCUGGUCAUCCCAACCAUGCAUCACGUCAACUUCGUCCAACGGACUCGCGAAUGGUUCCAAGUCUGCGCCCAAGAAGCGCGUCACGCGCUCAGGGCGAACCAUCCUUCCCAGCAGGAAGGCUCUAGAGCACUAUGGCAUCGAGCCCCUUCCCCUCGCCUCGAAGGAGCACCUUGGAAUCCUUAACGGCACGGCUUUCUCUGCUUCUGUGGCCGCUCAGGCCGCUCAGGGCCUCCAGAGCUUGGCCAUGCUUAGCAUUGCGACUACGGCACUCGCGACCGAAGCUCUCACUGGCACGGCCCACAGCUUCGUGCCAUUCAUCUCACAAGCGCGUCCCCACCCUGGUCAGAUCACCGCUGCAGCGACCCUCCACGCCCUCCUGCAGGGCUCCUCGUUCGCGACUGGAACCGAACAAGGCGCCCACGCGGUUGAGGAGGAAGUCAAGAUUGCCGAUGACGCUGGCCUGCUGCGCCAGGAUCGCUACGCGCUCCGCACGGCACCACAGUGGCUCGGGCCGAUGCUCGAGGACGUCGCCAAGGUCAGGGAGACCGUCCGCAUUGAGAUCAACUCGACGACGGACAACCCGCUUAUCGAGGCGCACGGCCCUGCUUCGCCCACUUCCGACGGCGGCAAGGACGAGCCGGUGCCCGGGACGGUGCACCACGGCGGCAACUUCCAGGCGCUGCAUAUGACGACGGUGAUGGACCAUGCGCGUCUUGGGCUGGCGCUGCUCGGCAAGAUCUCGUUCGCGCAGCUCACGGAGACGGUGAACGCGACGAUGAACCGCGGGUUGCCGCCUAACCUCGCUGGCGGCGAGCCGAGCUUGGAUUACGGUUUCAAGGGCAUUGAUAUCAACGCUGCAUCGUACCUCGGCGAGCUGCAUUCGCUCGGUGGGAUGAAUGUUGGCGUGGGCAGUGUCAGUGCAGAGAUGCACAACCAGAGCGUCAACUCGCUCGCUCUCGUGUCUGCACGGUAUACCCUCCAGGCGUACGAUGUGCUCUCGCUCCUUCUCGCAUCGCACCUCGUUGUCAUGUGCCAGGCAGUCGACCUCCGCGCCAUCCAGCGCGAGUUCUCGGAGCACGCGGCCCGGGUUAUCCGGUCCGAGGUUGCCCUCACGCUCUCCACCGCCAUCGCCUCGCCCGUGUCUGAGGCUGACAUCAACGCGCUGUCGGCGCUGCUCGUGUACGAGAUCCAAGACUGCCUCGACAAGAACAGCACGAUGGACACCCCCGCUCGCAUGUCCAAGGCAGCGGGCGCAGGCGCCCUCCCCUGGGUCGAGUUUUGUGCGUCCAGGCCCGACCUCAUCGUCGCCGCCGCAUCUUUCCCCGCUCUCCGCUCGCGCCUCGCCGCGCGCCUCGCACGCCUCUCGGGCGAGCUCAAGUGCGCGUACAUGGGCAUCCCCGUGGACGUCCUCCCACGCACCACCACCACCACCUCGGAUCUACCCGCCUCAAUCGCGUCCGCAUCGCGCGGCCCCGCGCCCGCGUCGGUGUACCUCGCCCCGGCGACGCGUGCGCUGUACGAGUUCGUGCGCGUGGAUCUGGGCGUGCGCAUGCACGGCUCGGCGAAUAUCCGCGGGGACGUGUUCGGGAUGCGCUCGGGCGGGCUUGUGGGGGCUGAUGUGGAGGGCGAGGGUGUUGAGGCUACGCACGGGGACAGCAUUUCGCGCGUGUGCGAGGCGAUUCGGGACGGGCGGAUGGAUGUGGUUGUUGCGGGGAUGUUUGAGGGUGCUGUUGCUGCUGCGUCUGCAUGAGGCGGUGCGGUCCCUUGGUGGGGCGUGUAGCUUCUUCUGCGCUGGAUGGACUUGGGUUAUUCGUCUGCUUGGUUGUGGGGGUUCUGGACGGGGACGACGGUGGUUUAUAUCUUUCAGCAAUAUACAUAGAGCUCUUAUUUUCUGAUUUCCGAUUCUUGCUUUUCUAUCGUUCACUUUUCAUACCAUCUGCAUACUUACAUUCACGCGGUUUUAUUUAUGACCACGAGCACGCCGUUAAUUACUCUCUGACUCCUCACGAUAAACCUGGACCUGUUGUAGAACAGUGAAAACGAAUGUAUCAUUCUUAUCCUUAUGCUUU